This is a messenger RNA of Pyrenophora tritici-repentis Pt-1C-BFP, 3318 nucleotides long. RefSeq names its product DUF1765 multi-domain protein. The record is from RefSeq and is a predicted model, not a curated record. NCBI's taxonomy places the organism in Eukaryota, Fungi, Ascomycota, Dothideomycetes, Pleosporales, Pleosporaceae.
AUGCCUGUCGCUGUCGCCCCGGCUCCUCGCAGCCACUCCUUCCUCGCAAACGCCAUUCGAGGCAGGAGCAGAGCCGCGUCGGAAGUUGGCCCUCCGCAGUCGCGCGAGCCCGAACGCGCACAGUUGCCAAAAGCCGCUUCCUACACGUACUUUCCCCAUGUCAAGGAAUUGGACCCCGAGGCUCCUGGCGCUGAAUCAAGGAGAAGCGGCGACGAUGAUGGCGAAAUUCGCAGGAGUGAAGAGAGGACGUCCGGGAGCCAGUCGGGUGGGUCGAGUCCUUCGUCUGAAGAAGCCCCAGAGGCGCCUGGCCUGCAGAUGCAGACAUUGAGGCCCCCUACACUUACGCGCCGCUCUUCGCGAUUUCUCUCCUUUACCAGUAGUAAGAGCAGAGAUUCUUCCGCCGAGCCCAAGCCAGACCCAAAGCAGGAGCGGAAAACUGAGCGUGGCCGAACCGACACGGUGAAACAGAGAGAGUCUCCGGGAGGCUCGCCGGUGCGCUCUCUAACCAAGCUGCGGAGGAAGUCAUGGGUUGUAUCUUCGCAGCAGCCGCGCGAGUCGUCCUCACCACCCAAAGACAAGAAGAACAAGCACAGUGAGAAAACGGCCGAGUCGAACAAACGGAAAACGUUGACAACGACCGCAACUAUUCCCGAAGAGUCGGAAGCAAGGGACACGGUCGACGAAGCCAUUCAACACCCUCCGUCACUCAGCAAGAAGAACAAGCGUCUCAGCGGCCUCUUCACUGCCACCGCCAGUGCCUCCAAUCUGCCCGCCGUACCCAAGUCAUUUUCUACCGAACAACUACCGCUAUAUCCGCAAACACACAACCCAGCCAGCCCCACCCACCUUGUCCCGCCUCUACCGCGCAACGUAUUCCAAUCCAAAUCCAGUUCACUCAAAGCCAAUGUUGUCCGCACCGCCCUCCUGCCCUUCCUCCGCCAGUACACUACACAUCCUUCAAAUCACAAGCUCCGGCCAGAAGAUCUCGAUCGACGUGUUAACAUCCUCAACGGAUGGUGGACCGGCCUCUUGGAACUUGUGGCCGGUCGCAACAACCAAUCCAUUUCUGGCACAGAUCGUCCCGUCAUCCUCGAGGGCAUCGCUGCCAUCAUGGAACGACCGGAAUGGCGAUUGUAUCCGUCCCCGUUCUGCCCCCUUGUCGAUCGUGGAGAGACAUUGUCAGCAUCCACUGCCACCAUCGCCUCUAGCGCCGCCUCUUCCAAUUCCGAUUUUCUUGCCGAAUCCGUCUACCACAACGUCCGAAACAUCUUUACUCAAAACCUCCAGUCUCAGAUGUCUUUUGUUGUAGAGAAGAUGUCUUUGAGAAAUGCCGCAGCUAGCUUGGUUACCUUUUGUGGAAAGACUUGCGCGUACGCCUUUUGCUUCUCUCCGGGAAUCGCCGAUGUUUUGGUGCGCCUAUGGAGCCCCUCUCUUGACAUGAUGAAACGGGUCAUGGAGGAGUCAGGCGUAUCGAAACUUGACCGACUGGAUAAUGUGUCGGAACGAGUUGUGGCUUCCUUUCCGCCCAUGCUUCAUUCACUGAAGUUGCUUUCUCUCCACCGACUCCUCCGCCAGCUACACAAGCCUGCGUUACCACCAUUAGCCAUGGCCAACAUUGACUGGUACGGCCCCUGGACCAAGCGCUGGUCGGGCGCCGAGAGUGAUCUUUUCUAUGUCUUUGUCAAGCAUUUCCACAUUCUUGUGAGCGAUUUCCUGCCCGCUGAGCCGAGUAACGCCGAGCGCAUAUGCGUGCCCGGACUCAUCAUGGUUCAUGCUCAAGUCUUAGUCAACCUCGACGCCACUAUCAACAGAAAUGCUACUCCGCAGCAACCACAAUCACAAAUCGAAGAUACAACAUCGACUGCAUCCUCAAUCACAUUCGACGAUGUUCUGGAACCCGAUGCUUCGGCCUCCACCAUUGCCAUCCCACCGGCAAAUGCCACCCGCAUGAUGCAGGAGAACCGGCUCAUAAUGCUGAUACGAGACUUUCUUUCCGAGCGGAACGCACAUCUUCACAUUGCUAGGCGGAUGUUUGCCGAUAGUUUUGCGCGGCUCUUGCAGGCGCAAGCACGGAAGAUAUCCAUCUACGAUAACAGUGCCUGCUAUACGCUAUGUGAUUUCCUCGAAGAGGCCUUCAUCAUCAUGGUCCGUUAUGAGCAACACGAGAGUGAUCAUCACACAGUCAUGGACUGGCCAUUUUGGCUUCAAGUGUUCAGAGCAAUGGCUGCCAGCCACAACACAGCGACAGAGAUCAAGCUAUACGCUUUUCUCUACAGCAGCUGGUGUACUCUGGUCAUGGAUGAGAAGCGAAAGUUGUCGUUAUGUAACGAUUUCCUGUUGGAGCCAGAAUUCUUCGAAAGCCGGUUCAAUCAUUGGUGUCCUAUGGUGCGAUCCUACUUCAUGCGACUGAUCUGCUGGCGAGUUGCACGUUAUGAUGGACAAGAAACCGAGGCUGAAGUAUCGAUCAAAAAAGCUUUAAGUGAUCGCCUUCGAUCUGUCUGGUCUCACUACCUCUGGCUUCAAGAAGAGGCUGAGCGCAAGCAAAUGGUAUACCCAUCGACACAGGCUUGCAACCCUGCACCAGGCCGACGCUUUCUCAUUAUACGUAAUGACAAUCCCAUUGUGGCUAACAGCGGGCCAUUUCUUUCCUUCGACGGCGUGGUCCAAAAUCCUCACCAACGGAAACCAACUCCUACAAGUAACGUGAUCCCGGAGCCAGAUGUCCGUCCAGCCUCGGCCAUGUCUACAGACUCGCAAGACUUUCCCGACGAAGAUCAAAGCAAAGGCAAAUGGAACAUUCUGCGCAGCUUCAUGGGAGGAUCGAAGCAGACUGCAAAAUCCAAGAGCCCUGGGCCAUCUGGCAAGGACAAGGAGAAUGCUAGCAAGUCAUCGAAUGCGAACGGAGCCAAAGCUUCAACCGAAAGCCCGCCCACUAACACACCCGCGGUUCCCGCUACUCCAGCGCCAGGGCCCGCACCGAUCAGCCACCGAUCAUACAACUUCCGUUUCUCCCUCGAAUGGGUCGACAAGCGCUUCGGUUCAUACCAGCACAUGCGUCUUCAACCUCCCCGUCUCCCCGCCCCAGCACAAAACCUACUACAAUCCAAAAACAUCAACCUCGAGCCCGUCCUCAGCACCCCACCCGUCGGCGCAGCCGUAACAUCAAGCACAUAUGCGGGGCGCGCCCUCGCCGAAUGGACGUUUGUCAGUCACGAAUGCCAGAACUUUUUUGAUAGGAGAAAGAAUGAAGGCGUGCCUACGAAUCGGCAGGUUGAGACGCCUACAUUGAAUGUUGAGGCUUUUAGACGGCCUGGGUAG